CGAUGUCACCAUCGCAUCACAACCCCGGGCCCUUUCUAGAGGUGGGGCUGGGGCAGCCUCAGGCGGCCCUUUGCCUGCGAGCCAGCGAGUUAGUGAGCGAGCGAGCGGGUGAAGAGCAUGGCCUGGAGCUGCGAGGAAGGAGCCAGGCAGCGGGAUUCGCUCUCGGCGGCCUUUGGCUCUUCUUGUUGUGGCAGAUUGACGCUGUCAAUCGUGGGGAGCGGAGGAUCGUGCAAAGGGACUUGGGCGCAGAGCACCGUGCCGGCUGCACGCUCGAGGCACCCUCCCUGGGGCGAGAUGGUCGCCCAGAAGCUGAGCGCCGUGUGCCUGCUCGGGGGACUGAGCCUGCUGCUGCUGUGGCUGCUCAAGGUCCCUUCUGCAUGCAACCUGCUGCUGCUGGUGGUGGUGGUCUUCAUGCCUGGGGGGAGAAUCCCCCAGCCCAAGCAGCUCCUGCAUCCCGGCGGAGGGGACAGGCUCCCUGCUAAGCCGGGGCUGGCUUUUGGCGUGCAGGGGACUUCUCCGAGCAGCAGCAGGCAGAGAAGCAGCAAUAAGAAACACAGAGCAGCCUCCUUCCUGCCCAAGGAAGACACCGAGGAGCCGGCAGCAAGGCAGCAGGCAGGGUCGAGCACGGGCACAUUUGCCAGAGGCCGAUCCUGCCAGUCUGGCUCGGACUCCAGCCCUUUUCUCCCAUCGCCCGGCCGUUCCCAUGUGGAGGAAGACGCCUGGCACCUGCCUCCGCCACCCGAUGCUGCUGGCGCAGGCUUGUCCCAUGCCCCCAAGGACCUGCCCAAUCCCCAGCAGCGCAGGGCUGGCAGGGCUCGGCCCUGGGCAGUGGCAGCUCCGCCAACCUGCCGGGAGAGGACGCGUGGAGCCUGCGGGGUCUUCCCAGGCCACCGUCAGCACCGCAGGCUCCAGAGAGCAGACGCCAAGCAGCCCAGAGGUGAAAGGUCUCCUGCUGCAAAGCAGCCAGCCACGCGCUCUGUCUUCACCAGCACGACAGACCUGCGCAGAGCUGGGCACAGGCGGCCUUCUCCCUCGCCAACCCCCACGGGGCCCCUGCCCCCGUGGGCACAGCCACCCCCCCAGGACGCUCUCGCCAGGCUCCGGAGAGCUGCCUUGCAGACCCUGCCGCUCGUGGACUACAAGGGCGUGGGGCAGGGCAGAGCCGUGCAGUGGCUGCAGAGAUGGUGGCGCGGGCUGCGCAGCCGGGGGGACAGCAGCGUCUGGAGGAAGCGGGGCCCUGUCCCAGCAGCAGAGAGCUUGGCACCCGCGGGCACCGCUGCAGCAGAGCAGCAGCACCAGCUGUGCCCCUGCCAGGCUCCAAUCCACGCCCUCUUCAACGCCAUGGUCAUGGAGGCGUAGGCAGCACCAGCAAUAAAAGUACCCGUGGGAGUUUAUGGGCGAGGAGGCUCAUCUUUCUUGACAAAACCUUCCAGUGAGUUUCCCCAAGGCUUCAUCCCCUCACACUCUCCGCCCUGCAGCCUGACAGUCAUCCCCACGUCAGUGUCUUGGGGACCUGACCACCAUCACCACCGCAACACAGACAACAAGGGAUGCCCGCAAUGUCUCACACCAACCCUGGGGUCAUCCUUGACUGGCGAGAUCCCCUCUGUCCUUCAGAGCCACCGGCCAGAGGGGACAUCUUUGGACCCCAAAUGGUGAUGCUCCUGCUUCCCUCAGCAUCAGCCCCCACUGCUACCCACCAACCCCCCGUGCUCGGCGGGACUGCUGUGCGGGCCUUCCCUGCCCGCCAGGGCAGUCUCCUGCCCUGCACUGCCAGUCUCACUGAGCAGCACAGCAAGGCCAGGGCAGCGUGAGCCCAAGGAGCGGGUCGCCACGCACCAUGAGACAACGCCCUGCUGGGAGAUGGACCUGCGUGCCCAGAGUGCCCCUGACUACCACUGCCGGCUUUGGGACCCCCGCCCAACAUAAACCAGUUCUCAGACAGGGGACAUCCGCCACCCCCACCAACCACUCCCACAUUCAGGGCUCCUGCCCCAAACCAGCACCGGGGCUGUGGAGAGAACCGCUACUAAAUGCGGUUUUGUCUCGACAUCGCCGCAGCUGCCGCAGAGCCGCUGCCACCAAGGUGCACUGGGCAACGCCGCGCUGGCACCGUCGGGAGCCGUCCGUGAGGUAAACAACCUCAUGCGCCUGCGCAGGGAAAAAGGCGCGAAAAGGGCAGAAGGCUUCUAGGGGAACAGCACGUCUGGCACGAACCGCACGUACACCUUUGCGAUCUGCGCAUGAGCACGAGACCCCCAGAAGCCCCCAGCCCGUUUCUGGAAGGUUCCGGGAGGGCGGACUGCACAUGACAGCUAAUCUGCAUGGGGAGUGAGGAAGCACCUCCCAGAGUGGGGCAAGAACCUAUAAAAACUGCAGACUGUGUGAAUGGGGGGGGCUUGUUUGCAAGGACUGGAGAUCUCGAACGGAGUCGGGGGGUUGCCGACGGCUGAGGAUCUCAAACGGAGUCAGCGGAACAUCAUCGGACUCGGAGUGGCGGUAGCUAGUUUCUGUUCUCCUUUUCCAACUUUAUCUUUUCCCCUUGCCGUUGUUCCCCUCUCCCCUUUGCCUCCCCUUCGCCUUUCCCCCACCUUUUCUCCCCACUUUGUGGAAAAUAAAGUUAAAAGG
Dromaius novaehollandiae (emu) is the source of this 2628-nucleotide messenger RNA. RefSeq lists its product as uncharacterized. Bases 118 to 1359 code for a protein of 413 amino acids. NCBI's taxonomy places the organism in Eukaryota, Metazoa, Chordata, Aves, Casuariiformes, Dromaiidae. The transcript has 6 exons. The record is from RefSeq and is a predicted model, not a curated record.